UGAUUUUGGUAGUUCAUCAACGGGGGGCCUUUAAGGUUAUGUUCCAUUAUUCUUUAUUUGACGAUGAGAAUUCGAUAUUUGGGGGUCAUUUUUAAUUCGUACCGUGACCGAACAUCGGAGAUUUUCAACAUUUCACACCCUGAGAUACUAUUAUUAUACGUUCUGAAAUGAUCCACUCACACACGCAUUCACGCAUUUGGUAUUAACGCUUAACUGGCACAUGUUGCCGAUCCGCUCACAUCACACCAAAAAUGCCACCUAAGAAAAAAAGCAAAGCAAAAGGCAAGGGUGGCAAGAAGAAGCGAUCGCGAUCGCGGUCUCGGUCUCGUUCCAAGGGCCGUGGAAAGAAGAUGGGAAAGGAGCAGGCUAGUGCCGUUAUGGUCUUUGUUAUGGUGGAAGCUCGCAAGCAGUCAAUUCUCUUGUAUAGAACCUGGUUACUGGAACAAAAGGAAGAAGCCACACGUCUUCGCCAAAAGCUUCGACGUGUCGAGAAAGAGCGGUACAGCCAUAUGCGGAAUCUCAUUGACACGACAGACGCCAUGUCAACCAAAAUCGAUAAAAUGCAUGGAGAAAAGUCUAUCGGUAGAGCAUUCGACACCAACCUGGACGCUAAACUCAUUCAACAGCGAGAAGACAUUGAAGUUCUCUAUGACACCCUCACCAGACAUUCCAACCGCCUCUCGGCCUUAACCACAGAGUACUCUAGCCUCCUUAUAGCAAGCAGAACCUCUCUUGAAGACGCCAUGGCCGGCCUCCGCGCAACCCACGCAGUACAAAUACAACGCCAUCAAACGGAAAUUGACCGUCUGUACAAAAAGCACGAACAAAGCAUUGAAGGUACCCGCCAAAGAGCAGAUAAAAUCGUUCUCGGGGUCGAAAGUGUGGCCAGUCAGCAAGAGUUGGAUGAAAUGUCCGUACAGACUCUCCAAACGAUCCAUCGAAACAGGAAAUUGCACGCUCAAGUCGCGGCUGCAAAGGUGGAGAUCGAGCGACUGGAAACGAUUGUGGAAGAGUUUGAGGAGAGGAAUUUGGAACUCUCUAAGGAAUUGAAUCUAUCUGUGGACUGGAAUUUGGGGUUGGGGUUAGUCGCUGAGGCUGAGUUGGAGGAAUGGGAAGAUGACAUGGACUCUGAGGUGGAGCGGGGCAGGAGUCCGAGCGUUCGACGUCCGAAAUCCAAAGCAUCAACAACACCUUCAUCCCCUCUGCCACCUCUACCCGUUUCGAAAUCGGGAACACCGUCCCCAAGCUUAUCCCACCUGACUCUAACUGAAGUUCUUCACCGAGAGGCCAAACGACGGGAGGUGGAAACCAAACGAUCUGGGCUGGGCGUCACGGGCAAAAGCGUCGAUAUGAAACCACCCGACCCACGACAUGCUGGUGGACUUCUCUAUCAAACCCUUUGUAUCUGAUACGAUGAUUUUUAUUCAUAUACGUAAGCGCAACAGUUCUCUAGAUACAGCAUGCUCAGCAAGUGCUUGAUACAGACAUCCGAAUGCCGACAACAGCCCGGCCAACUCGCACCCCCACAAAUGUACAUGUACCAAUUCACAUUGACUAUACUGUCCAAUACCUUUCUAAAAUAAUCAAAUCAGC
Molecule: messenger RNA, 1593 nt
Organism: Spizellomyces punctatus DAOM BR117
Lineage: Eukaryota; Fungi; Chytridiomycota; Chytridiomycetes; Spizellomycetales; Spizellomycetaceae
Exons: 5
Coding region: 252-1409 (385 amino acids)
Source: RefSeq, a predicted model, not a curated record